UGUUCCAUUCUCUAGUCCUGAGAGAGCAAACUAAAGAAGAGAACCAAUCAUUUUGAAAAUCAUCAAAGCAGUAGCUGAUCAACAAUUAAUAUGGGUUCCAUGAUGCUGCUUAAGAAGACCACUCUCCUCUUCCUCAUCAUUUCAUCUUCACUUCUAUCAACUUCAUUUGCAGGCCGACCACUGGUUCGGAGCUUGGCCAAGGAAAUGAAAGCAAAAGAUAAUCAUGGGGACGUGUCAGGUAUGGAGGAACUGCAGCACAAGGUGCAGGAAAGGAUUCUAAGAGCCAACACCAAAGACUACGGAAAUUAUGAUCCAGCCCCUGCAUCUGUGAAGCCUCCUUUCAAACUUAUACCCAACUGAUCAUCGUCCAUCGUCCAUCAUCCAUCUUUCAGCAUGUAUUGGCGACUCAUCUUAUAUAUAGAUACAUAUAUAUAUAGAUAUAUUAUAAACUGCAGUAUUAGUAGUACCCUUUACUCUAUAUAUAUGUGUGUGUGCAUGCGUGCGUGCGUGUGUAUAUAUAUGUGUGAUGUGUGUAUGGUAACCAUCGGAGAGGAUGAUAGAGUUUGGGAAAACCCUAGCUAGCUAGCUUUGUGGUUAAAUGGCUUUCCCAUAAUGAAGCAUAUAUGUACCAUAUAUAUAUAUAUAUAUAUAUAUCUGUGUGUGUGUGUGUAUCUCAGUUCUUUCUCUGCAUGCUACAAGAAUAUUAUGGGAUUAUUAUAUAAUAUAUGUUGCAGAUUUACUGUGUUA
Messenger RNA from Diospyros lotus (date-plum), 747 nucleotides. Its product is annotated as protein CASPARIAN STRIP INTEGRITY FACTOR 1-like. The record is from RefSeq and is a predicted model, not a curated record. Bases 91 to 360 code for a protein of 89 amino acids. NCBI's taxonomy places the organism in Eukaryota, Viridiplantae, Streptophyta, Magnoliopsida, Ericales, Ebenaceae. The transcript has 3 exons.